Messenger RNA from Paramuricea clavata, 3151 nucleotides. The record is from the annotation of a GenBank genome assembly. NCBI's taxonomy places the organism in Eukaryota, Metazoa, Cnidaria, Anthozoa, Malacalcyonacea, Plexauridae.
AUGAAUCAGCAAAAAAACCAAUACGAACAGGCACUUCAAGUUUCAGGGAAAAGCGAGGCAAAGUUAAUGGAACUGGCUUGGAAUUCUACCGGGUUCACAGAACUUGUGAAACAAGCAAAUGAAUUCAAGAGUGAAGUCACUUUGUGCGUGGAAUAUUUACAAAAAGCAGAGAAUCCAAAAGUCAAGCAGCUUCUACCCAACUUAAUCCGAAGACUACUUACGUAUCUUCAUGGGUUAUUUACCAAAAGAAGAAAUCCAGCCAGUCAUCUUCUAAUAUUCAUGAUUUCGGAUGAGCUAAGGAAUCGUAAGUCAUAUGCCGUACCUGUGCGAUUCCUACCUUACAAGUCUCUGACGGAUAAGAUGCUAAGGGAUCUGCAGUUGGAGGUUGAGCACAAAAUGAGAACCGUGGAUAUGGAUGUUGUUGGUAAGGAAUGCACACAUGUAAUGUGUUCUCUAUGAAGAUACUAUAUGGGAUGGUUGUACGAAUGAUGGAUAGUAUUAUCCAGUACUUAGUAUUUUUGCACAAGUUAAUAUAAGUUGAUUGGUCAAAAUCGACGUCCUAAGCUGUUAUGCUCACAAAUAGGUGAAUGUAACAAAACCGAAAUAAUUUGUAGCUAGCCGUUUUGUGGAAGUUACUGAUAAAGAAAUAAAGCGAAAUAAAAAUAAAUUCAACACAAAAGACUUGUGCAACAAUACUAAUAAAAACAAUUAUUUGCCUUGCAGGCCCGGUGAUUAUCGGGGAAUAUUCACCUCGACUUCGUACAAUUUCUAAUUACUAAUGUGGUAAUACUGUAUGUUUGAUAAUCGUUUUCUUUUAAGGCUUUUCAACGGAUGGAGAAUUCAAUUCUCUAAGGACCAACGGACUAAGAAGACCCAUUUCAAUUAUCGAGGUCGCAAAGGAAGCAAAGAAAACUGCAAAGAGCAUGAAGGCUGCAGUCGUUUCAAAGUGUUUUGAAUUAGAUAAUCAAGGUAUUGAAUUACUUUUAAACAUAAUGGGUCAAUAUUUGCUAAAUGGUCAUUAUAGAGACUUUUGCAAGCCUUCUCCCAAACCAACCUGCACAGUAUAAUGCAUAUGAACAGGAAAGACUGCUCCCAUCUAAUUCAUCACUCAAACAGUAAUAUAGUGCAAUAAAUACACAAUUGUCCAGUAAACAUUUUUCUGUGUGCUUAGGAAACCCUUUGCAUCAACAUGAAGCAGUGCCUAUUGAAGAUCUACAAUGGUUACACGACUUUGUGAGAAAUGGUGCAGCCUACAAAACUGCAUUGUACAUACUGAGGAGAAGACUCUUCCCUUUCUUUUACGAUCCACACCCUUGGGUAAAAGGAAGGGAGGAAACACCCGUUGAAAUUAUGAAAUCAAUAAUGGCCAUCUAUAUUUUCCGAAUGGAAGUGGGAAAGCUCAAGAACCUCUCUCAUGAUUCGGCAGACUUCUCCAAGUAUCUCUAUCAACCAGAAAUGGGUGAAGGUAAGUAAUAUGCCAACAUUUUAUAAUUAUAGUAAUUCUGAUGUAGAAACGUGUUAUCUUUUAUUUAUUGUCAAAAAGCAAUUUGCAUAUACAACAAAAGAUGGCGACUAACCACUUGUACGUUUAAGCACAAUAAGAAGAAAAACUACUAUUCCAUAAGAAGAAAAAACUAUUACUUGCUUAGUUCGUAUUAGCAUGAUAGACCAAAAAGCAUUGUGGUUAAACGUACUGCCGCCAUCUUUUUUAUUAUGCCCCACAAAAGAAGUUGUACUAGAAAGUAUGAAUGGGAGAGUUACAUGCAAAAUUUGUCAUUCCAUUCCACAAUCUACUGCAACAAUGUUUGCAUUGUUAUUCAGUUAUCAAUAAUUAAAGGCUUUCAGAAAUUAUGCCCCCUCCCUUGGGUCUCCCUAGUGUCCACUAUUCAUCUACUGCUUACUGUUUUUCAGAUACACAGGAAUACAUACAUCACCGUGAACACCACAAUCAUCUUUUGAAAAGAAUAAUUGUGUGUCUUCGGGAAGGUAUGAUCCCGGGAUUAGACCUCUGUUACAUGAGAGAAGCAUUACACGACCCCACAACAGGAUUGACAUAUGAAGCGCUAACUGGGAAGAAUAAACAAAGUGUACCAGAUUGUGAACGAAUCAUUACCACAGGAGUGAUAAAGUUUCUGGAGAGAAAGGGGCAUAAAAGUGGUGCAGAUAUACUCACGAUAAUCUGUAAUUGGCAUAGAGCAGUCGAUGGUAGGGGUUUGAGUGAAUCCGAGCGGUCUCAAUUCUGUCAGGAUAUGAAAUGCUGGCUCUUAGAUGACUGGGUACCGUGGCACCGAGAUAACUCUGACUACAGUUUGAUUGACGUAAAUAGGUUAGUUACAUCAUUCUUUCAUAACUAGCAAACAUUCAUGAAAAACCUGUGUACUUAAGAGCAGACCAAACAAAAAAAUUUAAACAUGCCUCCAUGCCAGUUGUAGCGAAAAUUUAUCCUUAAAUCUUACGUUAAGUGAAAUGUGUUUCUUCAACUUGAUUUAAGUCCAAUUAGGUUCGAGCGUCAUUCAAAUUGAUAACACUGAUCAAACAAGUUCUUGGUUUUAGUUAGGGAUUAUUUAAAUUAAUAAGUUUUAAAAUUAUAUGCAAGAAAAAGACCUAACACAAGAAAAUUGCAUCAAACUUUUUUAUUUCAUCAUACAGGUCGUUGAAAGGAAUAUGUGGCUUCACACGAGAGAUAAUUGUCGGGCUGGUGGCGAACUUGGAAAGUCGACAUUUGCGAGAAAUUGAGUACAGAACAAGGUGUCUACAACCAGAGCAUCCAAGAUCAUCUUCCACUGACGAUGUAGAAAGUUUUAUUGCUCUUUUGCACGAAAUGCUUGGGCCAAUUUUUGAUCCAAAACAAUUCUACAGUGAGCUCCCAAAUAUUCUGAACGAGUAUAAGAAACGAAUUGAUACAGACUUAUCAUUUUUCUACUGGACUGGAUCAAAGACAAGGUACAAAGACUACGAGCUACCCUCGUUUAAUCUGCCGUCUGCACAGGGAGUCGUUGAAAGACUUGACCAAGUGAAUUCAUCAAGAAGAGGGGAUCCUGGUGUCUUUGUCGCUAACAGGGCGUCACUUCCUCAAAAAGGGCAGCUCACAGCCAGAGCAAAGUUUCAUCGUGCUCCAGUUGCAUUACCGCCAUUGCAGCAGCUUCAUUGA